AUGGGGUUCGAAGAGGGGUUCUUCAUUCCAGGUACCCUUUUGAACCCGACCCAUAUAUAUUCCUCUCUCUCUCUCCCUCUCUCUCUUUCCGUCUCUCUGUUCUCCUCUCCGUGGGAUCUCGAAACCCUAGCAAUGGCGAUCGCGGCACUUCGUCGCCUCCCCCUCCACCUCUCCCGCUCCCCAGUCCUCUCCCGGAGCUGCGCCUCCGCCGCCUCCCCCGUCGCCGCGUCCUCCUCCGUCGCCACCCGCUCCGCCAAGGUCGCGGAUCGCAUCGUGAAGCUCUUCGCGAUCGACCCCGACGGGAACCGGCGCGAGGUGGUGGGGCUCUCCGGGCAAACCCUCCUGCGCGCGCUCGCGAACGCGGGGCUCAUCGAGCCCGCGUCGCACCGCUUGGAGGAGAUCGACGCGUGCUCGGCCGAGUGCGAGGUGCACAUCGCCCAGGAGUGGCUCGAGAAGCUCCCUCCGCCGUCGUACGAGGAGCGCUACGUCCUCACCCGCGCCUCCCGCAACCGCAUCCUCAACAAGCACGCCCGCCUCGGGUGCCAGGUCGUGCUCAGCCCCGAGCUCCAAGGUAUGGUCGUCGCCCUCCCCGAGCCCAAGCCCUGGGACACCCCCUAAAAAUUAGGGCUUUUUUUAUUGGGAUCAUACCGGCAUUUCGAUCCCUCUCUUGGCGCAGUUGGGGGGUUCUUACGCAUUUUGAUGAGUGGAAAUAAUGAUUGAUGAUACUUGUUUGCAUGUUUUAUUACACUAGCUGUUGUUCUCCUGUUGAGGAUUGAUGAAGUAACUUGCUUUUUCUUAUUGACUCAUUUUUCUGGAUAUGCACAAGUUUGAUUUGCAUUAUGUGUAAAUUUUGUUGUUGAAAUAAGUUUUGAGCUGGGGGAUUACUUACUUA
Ananas comosus (pineapple) is the source of this 892-nucleotide messenger RNA. RefSeq names its product ferredoxin-2, mitochondrial. Lineage: Eukaryota; Viridiplantae; Streptophyta; Magnoliopsida; Poales; Bromeliaceae. Bases 1 to 618 code for a protein of 205 amino acids. Gene Ontology annotation, biological process: P450-containing electron transport chain. The record is from RefSeq and is a predicted model, not a curated record. Gene Ontology annotation, cellular component: mitochondrion. Gene Ontology annotation, molecular function: 2 iron, 2 sulfur cluster binding. The transcript has 3 exons.